GUGGUGGAACAGGAGGCAUCGUCUCGAAAAUUGGUUCGAAAUGUGCAACUAAUUCCGAGCGCUGCUCUACUCUAUCUAUCCAUUGGAUAGUAUCCAGUCUUCUCUGAACGCGUCGACACGUCACGUAAUUCUUUUGAUUGACUGAUUUUGUCGCACAAGGACCCGCGAGAACUUUUUAUUUAUUAAUAAGUUAUUGUAGUUUCGUUCUUGUUUUAUGCAAUGAGUGACAAUCGCAAUAUUAACAAUAUUAUCAAAAAUGAUUCCGAUUGGGAAGAAUUUUUGCGUGACUUCGAAUUAAAAUUAGACACUUUGCUUUCUGAAUCCUAUAUGCGGCAACUAUGCAAUUUGAAGUCUAAGGCUCUAACUACUGACUACGUCGAAACAGAUUUUAGCGACUCAGACUGUACAAUAUAUUACUUUAAUGAUACCCAACGUUGGUUUAAGGGGGAGACAAGCAAUUAUUACAAUACUAUAAUAGAAAAGGGGAAGGAUUUUAUAUUCCCGGUUGGGGUACCAUUGGUACCAAACGAGCGUAUCAUAUUAAUGGUUAAAAAAAAAGUCGAUGAAUGGACAAAUGGGCAUGUUAUGCUUGAAGAAGAAGAAUUUCUCUAACAAUUAGACAUACAACUAAGAGGCCUAUUCUGUAACUUAAAAAUGUAUUAUGUAUCACUGCGCAGAUAUUUUGUAAUAGGUGCAUAAUGAUACGUAACAUCAUUAAAAAUUACAAAAUAAGCAAUUAAUCUACUUUAUUUCUAUCUUAACCUUAACUUAAUUUUGUGUUAUUUUUUCUGUUGUGUUGUGGGUGUAGACAGCCGUGCUCAAUAGCCUAAUACGUGCCUACACUCACAUGUGUCCUACACGCAUUCCUUAAGUAAUAUAAAAAUAUGUGUAGAUUGAUUUAAAAUUAUUUUUAAGACCAUUAACUUAUAUUACGAAAAGCUUUUGCUUAUUUCAAUAAUUAUUAGUACUCUGAUACUUUUGUAUUCAAUUUACAAAAAAAUUUGAGACCUCUUAUAUUGAAAAUUAGACUUCAUCCUCACUUAUUUUUAAAUAUCUGUAGAAUAUACAUUAUUGUGAUGUAGGUAAAAAGAAUGUUAGUGCUAUAAUAGACAAUAUAAGUGAGA
This is a messenger RNA of Linepithema humile (Argentine ant), 1124 nucleotides long. RefSeq lists its product as uncharacterized. The record is from RefSeq and is a predicted model, not a curated record. Lineage: Eukaryota; Metazoa; Arthropoda; Insecta; Hymenoptera; Formicidae.